UAUGUAAAUUACAUUAAAAAUUGGUAAAUUUAACUGUGGGUGGUUAUUUUGAAGUUUUCUUACAAAAUCCGAUGUAUUUUUAAUUGUAAAGGAGUGGUACGUGAUUAUUUCACGGGUAAACACUAGUUUGCCUAAAUGACAUUCGUGCAUCAGUGCUUUGCCGUGAGUUUCGCUUAGCGGGGCGGUGAUUAUUCUGUUUUGAAAUUUCUAAUCCCAACUUCCUCUUGAUAUGUGAAUGAUACACCGAUUUAACCGAUGUUCCGAUUCCAAAGAAAAGUGUCACUAGUCUAUAAACAGGGGCAUCAGAGUGAUCCCAAAAGUAGGGGGAGUUUAGUUUGUUGGUAUUUGCUUUGGUUCGAGCAAUUUCUCUCGGCCAAUUUGGGAAACCCAAUUUUGGGGUCAGUACGCAGCUCUUACAAGCUGCAAUUUGAUUGGGCAAAUGAACAUUAUCCGCACCUCGACACAAAGAACGAGAAGAAUAAGAAAAGAACUCCUUUGUAGAACAAAGAUAAUAGGAGACAAAGCAGCUGCGUACUUAAUCAAAUUUUAAAUUCCAUCUAGUCACUCGUCUAUAUAAUCAAUGCCAUUAGAGAAUUCUAUUUUACGUCUCAUGCUUGCAUUAUAGGCAAUGUAUAGCAUUCUCUGCAUUAUUGAGCUAUCAAGGGUACUUCUUCUUGCUGUGGACGUCCCACUUUAGGGGUCAACACACAUGGCUGAUUUCCAAGAUGAUAAAUACGGUUCCGCUCGGUGCUCCAAUUGGUUCUCGUACUUGUUCAUGUGCGGGGUGAGCCGGAUUCUCAAAAAGGGGUAUGAUCACCAUUUGAAUGAGGAGGACUUGGACCCACUGCACCCAAGCGAUGACUCCCGACCAAUCAUAGACAAUCUACAGGAAAUGUGGAACCAGGAACUUCGGACCGCGGUAAACACCGGACGAAAACCCCGCCUGUGGAAAGCUGUUAUGAAUACUUUCUCACUGGAGUUCAUUCUAAAAAUCGUUAUCCUGAAAACUUUAAACUCGUUCUACGUGAUAAUGAUAAUUGUAAUGCUAAAUUUAUAUCUCGAUGCAUUGGAAGCUGGUCCUAGGGCGCAUCCGACAUACACCUUGUUGUGUCUCGUUGGUAUCUGCCUUUCGACGUUAUUUAAGUUGUUCGCGUACCAUCAUGAAUAUCUAAUGGAAACUGUCAUGGGAAUGAGGCUGAAAAUCGCGGUGUCUGGAAUCGUUUACAAGCACGUCCUAAAGUCAAGUCGCUAUAACCUCUACAAGCAGACAGAGGGUUACAUCAUGAAUCUGGUCUCUAACGACGCUAGACUGAUGGAAAAGCUUGUGUAUUACGGAAUGAGCCUCGUGCGAUUCUUUUGGGAAACUAUCUUCGCAGUUCUUGUUAUCAUCUUCCUUAUCGGAUGGCAAGCGCUGUCAUGCAUUCUACUCUUCGCUUUAAUGGGGUUUCCUGUUUAUUAUCUGGCCAAGUUGUUUUCGAAAUUUCGUCAAAAGCAGUUCAAGCUCACAGAUAGGAGAUUAACGACUAUGAACGAGAUAAUAUCUGGAAUAAGAGCGCUCAAAAUGAAUGCUUGGGAAGACAAUUACAGAAAGAAAGUAAUGCAUAUAAGAAGCCAAGAAAUCAGCAAACUCAGAGACGCACUUAUGAUUCGGUUAAACACGCAAGCUUUUAUCAACGUUGCACCUUGCUUAGCGACUCUGAUAUCAAUAUUAGCACUGGCCCACGCCCGAGUCCCGCUCACUGCGACCUCACUUUUUACCCUCGCCUCUUUACUUGGUAUACUUACGAACACAGUUGGAAUAGGGUUGUCUGAUGCUUUGUAUAGUAUCUUUGACGCGUAUAUGGCCCUCGGAAGAAUGCAGGCUUUCCUGUUAGAACCUGACGGAAAUAUUUCAGCUACUCAAAUACAUCUAUUCCAGCAGCUGAGACAGCCAGAUAUCAAAUUACACAAAGGCAACGAUCAAAGCACCGACUUGCGGGAAAGUAAGGGAGCUUAUGUCGAAGUGACGGAGCUGUGGGCAAGUUGGGGCACUAAUGGCUCGUUAGCACUGCGUAAUGUGAGUCUGAGCGCGACCCAUGACAAGCUUGUGAUGGUGACGGGUUCUGUAGGGUGCGGCAAGACGUCUCUCCUUAUGGCAAUCCUCAAAGAGAUCCCAAUAAAACACGGAUCUGUUGACGUGCGCGGGAAGAUAGCGUUUGCGAGUGAAACACCUUGGGUGUUCUCAGACACCUUUAGAGAGAACAUACUAUUUGGUAACAAUUAUAUCAAAAAGAAAUACGAUCACGUGAUCGCACUGUGCGACUUGGUCGAUGAUGUUAAGCGAUUACCUAAGGGCGACCUUAGUAUGAUUGGUCAGCGGGGUGUGAGUUUGAGUGGCGGUCAGCGGUCUCGUCUCAGUCUCGCACGCGCUGUGUACUCGGGCGCAGAUAUCUUUCUAUUGGAUGACCCCCUCAGUGCUGUCGAUACCCAAGUGGGACAGCAUAUAUUCGACAAGUGCAUCUGCGGAGAGUUGAAAAGCAAACUCCGGAUCCUCGCCACUCAUCAAGCACAGCAUUUGCCUCGCGCUGAUCACGUGAUGAUAUUGGAUAAAGGCCGCGUUGCAACUCAGGGCCGCUAUAAUGACAUAAAGAACAGUAGCGCUUUAAGAGAGAUUAUGUGUGAACUCAAAAGAAGCCGGACUAUGACGGCAAGGAGUUUGGAGCAGGGCGUGGUCCAGAUAAAGGGGGAGGUGGACGAGACUGUGGGGUACCAGGACCUAGAGGAGGAGGAGGAAGAUAGGGCCUUGGGUGUGGUCACGUGGGGGUUGUAUUGGCAGUACUUCCGCGCAGGUCUUUCUGCUCCAGCAAUCGUUUUUGUGUUGGCUUUUUGGGGUUUAGCUGAAGUGGCUCGUAUAGCUCCGUAUUGGUGGUUAUCCGUGAUGUCACGCAUGACGCGUGACCAGAAGGAAAGUGGCUUGACGUUUGGCACGUAUGCGACUCUUAUCUGCUUCGCAUUCUUCUUCUACUUUAUAAGGACAAACCUCUUCACUGUCGCUAUUUCCCGGUCAUCUCUGAAUCUGUACGACAAAAUGACAGUGGCCGUCACUAAAUGCCCUGUUCUCUUCUUCGACACGAACCCCGUAGGUCGAAUCAUGAACAGGUUCUCCAAGGACACUGGUGGCAUGGACAAUUUGCUUCCAUAUGGACUAUGCUUCGUAUUAGUGGUGUUUUACCAGUUCAUAGCGAUGGUGGUUUCAAUGGCAGUAUUUAACCCGUGGUUCGUGGCAGGAAGCAUCCCAAUUCUGGUUGUCUUUUGUUUGCUUGUAAGAUUUUACCUGCGAACAGCGCGAGAGCUGCAGAGAUUAGAGAGCAUCAAAAGUAGUCCAUUGUUCGCCCAUGUGUCUGACACAAUGGUGGGGAUAGAGACUGUGCGUACCUAUCACAUGGCGAACACCUUUUUCGAUGUCUACAUUGGAAACCAAAAUGAGCAAACCCGCGCGUUCAAGCUCGUCUUGACCACAAGCCGAUGGGCGAACAUGUACACAGACAUGAUGGCCAGUCUCUUUGUUGUUGUUAUUGCUGUUGGAUCGCAGUUUCUCAAUCAGGAACCUGGUGUCACAGGUCUGCUACUCACCUUCGCAAUCCAAGGCUUAACUCAAGUAGAUUUUGGCGUCCAAAUGGCGUCCGAGGUCGAGUGCCUUAUGACGUCUGUAGAAAGAAUAAUAACUUACACAAAGCUUCUCUCGGAACCAGGCUACCACCGCCGUACCUUACCACCAGAGGACUGGCCCUACUGCGGCGCACUCAGCAUCCAAGGGGUGUCGUUAGAGUAUCUUGAGGGCGGGACUCGAGUCUUAGAUGGAGUCAGCCUUGAGGUUCUUCCCAAAGAAAAAGUCGGCAUCGUAGGUCGAACCGGAGCGGGUAAAUCGAGUUUGGUAGCGGCGCUAUUUCGCAUUAGGGAGCCAAAGGGAAGGAUCGUGGUUGACGGAAUAGAUCUGGGCAGUCUAAAUAUCCAAGAUGCUCGGAGAGCCAUGUCAGUCAUUACUCAGACGCCUUUAGUAUUCUCUGGAAGCCUAAGGAAGAACUUAGACCCUUUCCGCUGUUUUAGCGACCAGGAAAUCUGGACGGCUUUGAAUAAUGUGCAGAUGAAAAAAUGCGUGGAGAGUUUACCAGGAAAGCUGGAGUACCGUCUGGGCGAGUCCGGCUCUGGUUUUAGUGUGGGCGAGCGACAGCUACUAUGUCUUGCGCGAGCAUUGCUACAGAAUACCAAGCUUAUAGUCCUAGACGAAGCCACAGCGAACGUGGAUUACCGGACUGACCGGUUAGUACAACAAGUUAUACGGGAUAUGUUUGCUGACGUCACAGUGCUGACUAUCGCGCAUCGCGUCAAUACUAUUAUGGAUUAUGACAAAGUGGUUGUCAUGGAUGCCGGUCACGUGGUUGAAUAUGGUGAGCCCCAGGAGCUUGCUCGGAGAAGUGAUGGCUACUUUGCUCGUCUUGUGCAAGCCCAUGAUAACAUGAAAAGAAGCUGAUGGUAAAAAAAAAAAAAUCAGUAAAACUAGAAAAGACAUCAAUAUUUUGGGAUUUUGUUACUGUCAUGAAAUAAGGUCAAAACAAGCAGAGUGGAGUACCCACUGCACGCAGAAGCUUUUAUAAAAGUUCUGUUUUCUUCAUAGGAAGACCAGGUAAUUAUUUUGAAGCUCGCCUUUUGUAGUAGUCUACAUGGGUGCUUCGCCAGCCUCAAUUUGGACUAUUUAAUCAGUAUGUAGCCCCAUUUGGGCUAUUUAAGGCUUAGAGUCGGCGGUGAAAAGCGGCCGUAUGAUUUUUGCUCGUGUAAGCUCACAGUGUGUGUGAAUGGAAUUAUAAUGGAAUAACAG
Molecule: messenger RNA, 4855 nt
Organism: Nematostella vectensis (starlet sea anemone)
Lineage: Eukaryota; Metazoa; Cnidaria; Anthozoa; Actiniaria; Edwardsiidae
Product: ATP-binding cassette sub-family C member 4
Exons: 8
Coding region: 710-4510 (1266 amino acids)
Biological process (GO): transmembrane transport
Cellular component (GO): membrane
Molecular function (GO): ABC-type transporter activity; ATP binding; ATP hydrolysis activity
Source: RefSeq, a predicted model, not a curated record